AUGCUGUGUCCACUGCUGUUGCUCAUCCGUGGCCGGAGUGGGAUCAGUUUGUUGAUAAGAUGAGGAACAAAGGGUACUUUGCGAAAACUAUGGAGGAGUCCUCGGAUGCGGCUUCGCCCUCGUCGUCUUACUCUGCUGCUGCUAUGGAUCUCAACAGAGUCAAGAAUGCAUGUCUUUCGUUCGCGCGAGAGCGUUAUGAUAUUAUCAAAUCUUUGCCUAAAGAAGAUAUUCAAACCGUUGUCGAGUGUGGGUGUCCAAAUCUAUUCCGGAAAGCUGUUAAUUCAGCAAAAAGAUUGAGAGCAUUUCUCAGACUUGAUGAAGGAGAUGUAUGUGGUGCUUGCAAUCUACGUGGAUCUUGUGAUAGAGCAUAUACAAUUGAGAAAGAUGGUGAUAAAGCUCGUACUGUGGAUAUCAUGCGUAUUUUAAUGACUUAUGCGGUUGAUCCAGCUCUUCAUUCAGGGGGAACAAAUCCCUCUAUGACAGAACAUGUUCAGGAGUCUGCUCGGAAGCUGCUCACUGAGCUGAUUAAACUAAGUGAUACAACCAUUGAUCCAGCCCUUCCAAAAAGUGAAGUGCUAUCUAAAAAGAAAGAAUCUUCUGAGAAAUCUCGAGAGGUCAUUACUAAGAGCAAACAUUCAGAACAUUCAAACAAUGUUGAAAUGAAGAGAGGAGACUGGAUGUGCUCUAACUGCAAUUUCCUGAACUUUGCUCGAAACAUACGCUGUCUGGAGUGCAAAGCAGAUGGACCGAAGAGAGUGGAGCCCACAACAUUAGAAAUGAAGUUAGGGGAUUGGACCUGCCCCAAGUGUGAGUUUAUGAACUUUGCUCGCAACAAAAAGUGUCACCGCUGCCAAGAAUUCAGACCAAAAAGAGAACUUAAUCCUGGAGAAUGGGAAUGCCCAAAAUGCGAUUUCGUGAAUUUCAGAAGAAACACAAUUUGCAAAAAAUGCAACUGUGAGCGCCCUGCUUAUAAUGAGGCUGGUGGAUUCGAUGAUCAUGUAUGGAAAAACCCCAGAACUGCCAAAAUCGAUAAAGUUUUGAAGUUUAGAGACAAUAAGAAUGAUCUUGAUUUCGAUGAUGAUGAAAUCGAUGCUAUGUUACCGGAUUAUGGAGAGAAAAGAGUUGUCACAGGCAAGACGGCUCGGAGGUAAUAUCACAGCUGAGAGGAAGUCGCGGUCAGAUGCGUUUGCACGAGGAUUAGCCGCACGUAUAAGCUUUGGAAUAUUGAGAUAGCUGAUGUAAAGAUUCUAGCAAUUUGUGUUUAUCGAUUGAAAGAAACCGAUCUAAAUGCUGCAGUGAAAGCGAAACUUUUUGCUAUGUACUAAUUUGUUUCAUGCUGAAGCUCAAUGAUUAUAUUGAAUAUCAUCGAAGCGGCUAUUUGAGAAAAAGUGGGGAAUAUAUGCACCUUGUCGUGUGCGAUCGAUGUAGUUAUUAUCUACAGAUAGAUAAACUACUUCCUUGCUGAGAAUGGUUUCGUGGAUCUUGUGGCCAAAUGAGUUCUUUCUGCUCUCAAGGAGCUCUCUCUUUUCUGUACAGAGACUGUAUCGUAAGCGCACGAGAGCUUUUUCUUUACUUUCUUCAUUUUUCAUGUAGUUUUUUCUGUGAAAACCAUUUCAUAAGUAAUUGCAAGGAAAUUAGAUUAAAAAAACAA
This is a messenger RNA of Asparagus officinalis (garden asparagus), 1651 nucleotides long. RefSeq names its product zinc finger protein VAR3, chloroplastic. Bases 60 to 1151 code for a protein of 363 amino acids. The record is from RefSeq and is a predicted model, not a curated record. Gene Ontology annotation, cellular component: cytoplasm. Gene Ontology annotation, molecular function: mRNA binding. The transcript is spliced from 7 exons. NCBI's taxonomy places the organism in Eukaryota, Viridiplantae, Streptophyta, Magnoliopsida, Asparagales, Asparagaceae.